This is a messenger RNA of Uncinocarpus reesii 1704, 1377 nucleotides long. RefSeq lists its product as uncharacterized. NCBI's taxonomy places the organism in Eukaryota, Fungi, Ascomycota, Eurotiomycetes, Onygenales, Onygenaceae. Gene Ontology annotation, molecular function: protein binding. The record is from RefSeq and is a predicted model, not a curated record. The transcript has 6 exons. The coding region runs from base 1 to 1377 and encodes 458 amino acids.
AUGCGGCAUCUGGCUGCAUUCGACCAGUCUGGCCAAAUCUCUUCUCCUGCCAUUCAAAAAGAAAUCCUGGUGCCUGUGCAGACACAGUCCCCAGGGUUGAUGUUUGGAGCUCAAGACGUCAGCUUCAACCGUGUUGCGGAGGCCGUCGUUCACAUUUCCGAAAGCGGGCAUCUCUCCGAUGGCAGCCCCUGGAUCACGUGCAGCGGCGGUUCCGUGCCCUUGCCGGACGAUCAUCCGUCCUCAUAUAAGAUGCUUCGUAACCUGAACCGUUGUCUCCAAACCUCCGUGGAAAAGAAGCAGGCUCCGAGCCUUGGGAAAAGGUCAUUCACUCCUACUUUCAUGUCCGACUCACGCCGUUGUUUCCGGUAUGGAAGAAAUCAAACUUGCCUGUGCGAACGGGGAUCUGGACUUGGCACCCUGCGGGGUUUGCUCGAGGAGGCGAUUCCUCCACGCCAUACGCACAUUGUGUCGUUUCUCCUGGAUCAGAAUCCGGGGUCGGAUUGGUGGACGACAGAUCAUUGUAAGAUUGUGCGGCUGGCUCUGGAGGCAGGCCUCGACGUCUACAAAAUCUUUCUAGCCCGCGACCCCGAUGUCAUUCACUGGACCUUAAUGUUUGCGAUGGGCAAUGCCGUCAACAUUGCAAUUCGAGAGAACAACCUCGAGCUUCUCAAGUUCGUGAUAGCGAACGGCGCAAAUCCUUCCCAGCCCGAGCCUUCUUCUCUCCCCAUCCUCCAAGCCGUGCGCUUGGAAAGAGAAUUAUGCGUCCCGAUUUUAGCUAAACACAGCCCAAUGGAUGCUUGCGUCGAAGCACUUCAUUAUGCUGCUCGCUCUGGGAAAAGUCGUUGUGUUCAACUUCUGGUCGAGGCAGGCACGGAUGUCAACCAUGUUCAGCCCCCAAACUCAGCCUACUGCUUUUCUCGAGACCCGUUUGAAGAGAGCGCUUUUCACGCUGCAAUUCGCUACAACAAUGGUCAUGCUGCUCGACUAUUCCUUGAACACGGGGCUGACUGGUUUUCAUGUGAUUCCAAGGAGUGCACCGCAACCGCUCAAACACCAAUGUGGAAUAAACUCACGCGAGGAGCUGAAAGACUGAAGUUAGAAAUAGCAGGGGAUGAUCUGGGGAUGUACUUUCCCGUUUCGCGUCCGAUCAUGCCAAUUGCGUCGAGCUCAAGCGUCCAGCGACAUGACGCCAUCCCCGCCAUCACCCUUAAUCGGAGAGCGCCUCCGAAUCCUCCACCACCACCGCUGCCGGACCAUCGACCUCCAACCACAGAGGAGCUUACCAACGUGAUGGACUUCUUCAACAAUUUUGAAAUCGGCAACAAAAUCCCCCUCUUCUUCAGCUUUCACGGCCUACCAGACUUCAGACAUAGAUAA